AUACCGUGCCCGAUGUUCACCGCCGCUGUAUUUGCGGAAACCAGCACAUCUCUGGCGAACAAUAUUCUCGAUAUCAAUAUAGCCGAAACUUCAGCCACGAUUAACGGCGUACGAUAUAUAAUGUCCACCAGAAGGCUUAAAGACGAAGUUUUCAAUUUCAAGGGUUAG
Molecule: messenger RNA, 168 nt
Organism: Paraglomus occultum
Lineage: Eukaryota; Fungi; Glomeromycota; Glomeromycetes; Paraglomerales; Paraglomeraceae
Source: the annotation of a GenBank genome assembly